This is a messenger RNA of Salvia hispanica, 842 nucleotides long. NCBI's taxonomy places the organism in Eukaryota, Viridiplantae, Streptophyta, Magnoliopsida, Lamiales, Lamiaceae. The record is from RefSeq and is a predicted model, not a curated record.
ACUCCUCACCAUACUUGUGAGAGUCAAUGCAACUCUGAAACCCCCAAAUUUGUCCUACCCUACCCAUGAUGUCCUCGAUAAUUUCAAAAAUCCCCUCCAUGUCCCUCGCUAGGUCUCUCUGCACCGUCGUCGAGACUCGAACCCAAAAGCUCGAGCGAAUUGCCGAGGACCUGAUUGGCCUCAACAAGAUCGAGCGCCAUGAUUACGUCAUUCUCUUUCGUCACAAAAUGGGCUUGAAUCGGUUCGGCGCCGCCGCCUCACCCGCCGCGCAAUCGCCUUCAUCACCCGGAUCAUCUGCCCCUGCUGCUGCCGCCAAAGAGAAGACCGCGUUCGAUGUGAAAUUGGAGAAAUUCGACGCUUCGGCGAAGCUGAAGGUGAUUAAGGAGAUCAGAUCUUUCACUGAUUUGGGGUUGAAGGAGGCGAAAGAUUUGGUGGAGAAAACACCGGCUGUGGUGAAGAAGGGGGUUACCAAGGAGGAGGCGGAGAAAAUCGUGGCGAAGCUCAAGGAAAUUGGCGCCACUGUGGUUUUGGAAUGAGGCCAGAUUUGAAUUAGUUCGGUAGUUUUCCUUGGCAGCAAUUUUCGGUAUUUUGAUUGUCGUGAAUAGAAAUGAAACAUUGCUUCAAUGAUUUCUCAGUUAUUCGAAGCAAUAGCAUAUAAAUUCGAUCAAGUUCAUCUUAGUUAUAAAAGAUGGAAUUUUGGACGAGAUCAGAUCUUCAGUGUGAAUGAAUGCAUUACUGAGAAAUCAUGUCAUUGCUAUUACUGUUCACUAUCUAUGAAUAAAUGCAUUAUCAAUUGCUUUGGUGUUGCAUAACAGAGCUUUCUCGAUAAUGCCUUGUUUCUA